CGAGAAGGGCCAGGCCUCCCGGGGGGUCCCGGAGGCCGGUCCCCGGGGGAAGGACGAGCUGGGCCUCGGCGUCCCCCCUCCCCGGGCCCCCCGUGGCGAGCCGCUGCGUGUGGGAGGCCGGGACACCCGAGGCCGCGGCCAGCUGUCUGCCGGGGUGCGGAAUUCGCAGCGCCCGCCGCCGAGUCCGGGCUAUUUAUGGGCUGGAGAAAAGGUUGCGCUGCCCCUUCGCCGGCCUCCCCGCCUCCCGAGCGGCGCCGGGCGCCUGCAGCUCGCGGCUGGACGGCGGCUGGCUGGGGGCCGCGGGGUGCGGCCGGGGGCCUGCGGCAGUCCUGCCCUAGAGGGCGUGGAGACCGGGCGGGGUGGGGGGCGGUGAAAAAGCCGCUCUAGGUCCGCCUCUUCAUUGAUGAAAUUUAAGUUCGUGUGGUUUUACCUUUUCCGGAGUCUCCAGUCUGGCCCCCAGUGGUGUCCGGAUCGCAGAGUAGCCCGGAGCUCCUAGGCUGACUCGGUCCCACCAAGUUUCCGUCUUCUGGAUUUUUUUUUUUUUAAAGGCCAGUUUUUGAUCGUUUUUGUACGAAUACUUAAGUAGCUAAACAUCGGAGGAGAAAACACAUCGGUUGUUGCCGGGAAGGACGAGAGACCUUCCUUAUAACGCAACUCCAAGACAUUGAAAAUUAUAAACCAGAUUAUUUUUUUUUAAUAAAACCCCAAAAUGUCGAGAUUUGUGCAAGACCUUAGCAAAGCUAUGUCUCAAGAUGGUGCUUCUCAGUUCCAAGAAGUCAUUCUCCAAGAACUAGAAUUAUCUGUGAAGAAAGAAUUAGAAAAAAUACUUACAACAGCAACCUCGCAUGAGUUUGAGCACACUAAAAAAGAUCUUGAUGGAUUUCGGAAGCUAUAUCAUAGAUUUUUGCAAGAAAAGGGACCUUCUGUAGACUGGGGUAAAAUCCAGAGACCUCCAGAAGAUUCGAUUCAACCCUAUGAAAAGAUAAAGGCCAGAGGCUUGCCUGAUAAUAUAUCUUCUGUGUUGAACAAACUGGUGGUGGUGAAACUCAAUGGUGGUUUGGGAACUAGCAUGGGCUGCAAAGGCCCCAAGAGUCUGAUUGGUGUAAGAAAUGAGAACACCUUCUUGGAUCUUACUGUUCAGCAAAUCGAACAUUUGAACAAAACCUACAAUACAGAUGUCCCUCUUGUUUUAAUGAAUUCUUUUAACACGGAUGAAGACACAAAAAAAAUACUUCAGAAGUACAAUCAUUGCCGUGUGAAAAUCUACACCUUCAAUCAAAGCAGGUACCCAAGGAUUAAUAAGGAAUCCUUACUUCCUGUAGCAAAGGAUGUGUCUUACUCAGGGGAAAGUACAGAAGCUUGGUACCCUCCAGGGCAUGGAGACAUCUAUGCUAGUUUCUAUAACUCUGGCUUGCUCGACACCUUUCUAGAAGAAGGCAAAGAGUAUAUUUUUGUGUCUAACAUAGAUAACCUGGGUGCCACAGUGGAUCUUUAUAUUCUUAAUCAUCUAAUGAACCCACCCAAUGGGAAGCGCUGUGAAUUUGUCAUGGAAGUCACAAAUAAAACACGAGCAGAUGUAAAGGGUGGGACACUCACUCAGUACGAAGGCAAACUGAGACUGGUGGAAAUCGCUCAAGUGCCAAAAGCACAUGUUGAUGAAUUCAAGUCUGUGUCAAAAUUUAAAAUAUUUAACACAAACAACCUAUGGAUUUCUCUUGCAGCAGUUAAAAGACUGCAGGAACAGAAUGCCAUUGACAUGGAAAUCAUUGUGAAUCCAAAGACUUUGGAUGGAGGCCUGAAUGUCAUUCAGUUAGAAACUGCAGUUGGAGCUGCAAUUAAAAGUUUCGAGAAUUCUUUAGGUAUUAAUGUUCCAAGAAGUCGUUUUCUGCCUGUGAAGACCACGUCAGAUCUCUUGCUUGUGAUGUCAAACCUCUAUAGCCUUAAUGCAGGAUCUUUGACCAUGAGUGAAAAGCGGGAAUUUCCUACAGUACCCUUGGUUAAAUUAGGAAGUUCUUUUACCAAGGUUCAAGAUUACCUAAGGAGGUUUGAAAGUAUACCUGAUAUGCUGGAAUUAGACCACCUCACUGUUUCAGGAGAUGUAACAUUUGGAAAAAAUGUUUCAUUAAAGGGAACAGUUAUCAUUAUUGCAAAUCAUGGUGACAGAAUCGACAUCCCCCCUGGAGCAGUGUUAGAGAACAAGAUUGUAUCUGGAAAUCUUCGAAUCUUGGACCACUGAGACAAAUGCUUCCAGAUUCACUUUAUACUAAUUAUGGGCUAAAGAGUUUCUUACAAUAAAAUGUCCUCUAAGAUGCUCAAAUAAGCAGGUACUUCACUGUGCUGUACUCUGCAGUGUUGAUUUUUAAAGUAGUUUUCUGCAAUCUGCUUUUAGCCUAAGGAAAGCCUAAAUGGAGCAAUACUUUCCUUCUUUGAUGAAGAGCCUAGUGAUUAGUUCAUCUUAAAGUGCAAUAUUAUUUAAUCUUAGAACUGUGCCAACUCGGCAGAUCUUUAACAGAAGCUUGAGUGGUGGUCACUUUGAAUUGCCUUUGAUUUUAAAAAUAAAGUGAUACAACAAUCCA
Messenger RNA from Peromyscus californicus insignis, 2576 nucleotides. RefSeq names its product UDP-glucose pyrophosphorylase 2 (gene Ugp2). NCBI's taxonomy places the organism in Eukaryota, Metazoa, Chordata, Mammalia, Rodentia, Cricetidae. The record is from RefSeq and is a predicted model, not a curated record. Gene Ontology annotation, biological process: glycogen metabolic process; UDP-alpha-D-glucose metabolic process. Gene Ontology annotation, cellular component: cytoplasm. Bases 710 to 2236 code for a protein of 508 amino acids. Gene Ontology annotation, molecular function: UTP:glucose-1-phosphate uridylyltransferase activity. The transcript is spliced from 10 exons.